AUGUCGAACUUCAUCACAAACCUGUUCCCCUCUCCGCACGGCGGCAAGCACGAGGGAAUAUUGCCAGUCCCUGCUCCGCCUCUUCAUACUCGCUCCAGCCAGAACGAAGCCUUCAGUGACGCCCCAAAUACUCCUGGCCGGAACAAUUUCACCACUCCAGUCGCUACGCCUCAAGGCAGCCCAAGCAAGAAUCGAAACCCACCAGGAGCAAAUGAUCUGCCGGUCGCUUUCGAGAAUGCUAUGAAGAUUGCGCCUCCCCAGUUCGGUCUCAGCCGCUCACAAAUCCCGUUGUCACCAGGAAAGGGUAACAAUUUAGCGGUGGAAGACUCCUAUUUUGGCAAUGCUGCGGGAAGUGUCGAUGAUAGUAUAGUACCAAAAUCUGCCGCCGUUACCCCUGGGAGCCCUCUGCGUAAGCAAGGCAAGGAAAACACGCCUCCGGGAUUUAAGUCGGGUCUCGACUCCCCCAAUCAAGCCGCAAUCUCCAGACAAGAGCUCUAUCAACAACCCCAGACCACGCGAAAGUACAAUACUCAGCGAGGAUUGACGGCAGAGGAGUUGGAGAUCUUGCACAAGCCAAAUGUCAAGCGUCUUGCCAAUGUGACCCAACUUUACUUCUUAGAUUACUACUUUGACCUCCUCAGCUACGUUGGUGCCCGCCAAAAUCGCCUGAGCCACUUCCAUUCCGAAUUCCCCCCACCUCCCAAGACCCCCGAAGAGACGUACAACCCAGUCUGGCAGAAAUAUGCAGGAAGAGAGCGUGCCAACCUCCGCAAGCGUCGCGUUCGUCUUCGCCAGGGCGAUUUCCAGAUUCUCACACAAGUUGGUCAAGGUGGUUAUGGUCAGGUCUUCUUGGCUCAGAAGAAGGAUACACGAGAAGUAUGCGCAUUGAAGGUUAUGAGCAAGAAGCUGCUAUUCAAGUUGGAUGAGAUCAGACACGUCCUAACAGAGCGUGAUAUCCUAACAAAUGCGAAGAGCGAAUGGCUGGUGCGACUACUAUACUCCUUCCAAGACGAGAAGAGUAUUUAUUUGGCCAUGGAAUAUGUACCGGGUGGAGAUUUCCGAACAUUGCUCAACAACACCGGUGUCCUGGCAAAUCGCCAUGCCCGUUUUUAUAUUGCCGAGAUGUUCUGUUCAGUAGAUGCUCUCCACCAACUGGGUUACAUCCAUCGAGAUCUGAAGCCAGAGAACUUCCUGAUCGAUUCCACUGGCCACGUCAAGCUCACCGAUUUCGGUCUGGCCGCUGGUUUCCUUGCUCCAGGAAAGAUCGAGUCCAUGCGAGUCAAGCUUGAGAAGGUUGGGGAGACAUAUGUUCCUUUUGGUAAGCCAAUGGAACAGCGAACUGUCGCAGAGCGUCGGGAAGGUUACCGAUCGAUGCGCGACCGAGAUGUCAAUUAUGCAAAGUCGAUCGUUGGCUCUCCUGAUUAUAUGGCUCCCGAAGUACUGAAGGGUGACGAGUACGAAUUCUCAGUUGACUACUGGAGUCUUGGGUGUAUGCAUUUCGAGGCUCUGACUGGUUUCCCUCCCUUCGCGGGAGCUACGGUCGAAGAGACCUGGAAGAACUUGAAGCACUGGAGAGAAGUACUGAAGCGACCAGUCUGGGAGGAUCCAAACUACUUCAUCAGCAAUCGCACCUGGAACUUCAUCACCAGCUGCAUCGCAUCCAAGUCCAAGCGCUUCUCGUCCAUCAAGGAGGUGUACGAGCACCAUUACUUCGCCGAAGUUGAUUGGACCACUCUUCGCUCGCAACGCGCCCCCUUCGUUCCCGAACUUGAUUCCGAAACCGACGCCGGCUACUUCGACGACUUCAGCAACGAAGCCGACAUGGCCAAGUACAAGGAGGUGCAUGAGAAACAAGAGGCUUUGGAGAACAUGGCCGACAGAGAAGAUCCCAUGAGCAAGAGCUUGUUCGUUGGUUUCACAUUCAGACAUCGCAAGCCCGCCAACGACGACGGUGGCAAGUCCAGUCCGAGAAAAGCCAUUCCUACGGAUGGUACGUUUGGAACGAUGUUGUGA
Drepanopeziza brunnea f. sp. 'multigermtubi' MB_m1 is the source of this 2013-nucleotide messenger RNA. RefSeq lists its product as uncharacterized. The record is from RefSeq and is a predicted model, not a curated record. Gene Ontology annotation, biological process: intracellular signal transduction; peptidyl-serine phosphorylation. NCBI's taxonomy places the organism in Eukaryota, Fungi, Ascomycota, Leotiomycetes, Helotiales, Drepanopezizaceae. Gene Ontology annotation, molecular function: ATP binding; protein serine/threonine kinase activity. Gene Ontology annotation, cellular component: spindle pole body.